Pseudomyrmex gracilis is the source of this 1259-nucleotide messenger RNA. Its product is annotated as odorant receptor 82a-like. The transcript has 5 exons. The record is from RefSeq and is a predicted model, not a curated record. Gene Ontology annotation, biological process: detection of chemical stimulus involved in sensory perception of smell; sensory perception of smell. Gene Ontology annotation, cellular component: plasma membrane. Gene Ontology annotation, molecular function: odorant binding; olfactory receptor activity. The coding region runs from base 1 to 1224 and encodes 407 amino acids. Lineage: Eukaryota; Metazoa; Arthropoda; Insecta; Hymenoptera; Formicidae.
AUGGCAAAAUCGGAAGUCAUGUUAACAAAUGUUGAAAUCAAAUCGCACAUAAGUUACAGUCUUCAAGUGAAUCGAUGGUUCCUCUUGCCGAUCGGCGCUUGGCCGUUAGCGAAUACAUCGAACGCGAUGUUGAAAAUCCUUGCGUGGCUGCAUAUUCUUGUUUGCGUGAUACUGAUAUCCAUUAUAAUGUUACCGUGUCUGUUGUACAUUUUAAUAGAGGAGAAGAACGUCAAGUUGAAACUGAACGCCGUGGGUCCGCUGCUUCACAGGGUUAUGGGCACGGUAAAUUACUGGACGCUUAUCAUGCGCAGCGACGACAUUCGCAAGUGCAUACGGCACAUGGGAACGGAUUGGAGAAUCGUUCGAACAGCCGAAGAUCGAGAUAUAAUGAUGCAGCACGCCAAGUUCGGCCGUUUUAUCGCCAGCAUCUGCGCAGUGAUUAUGCAGGGAGGUGCAUUUUUCUUCAGUAUAGCCAAGGCAGUAAAAACUACGAAUUUUACCGUCGGCAACAACACUUACACGAUGCAUCCGAUGACGUGUCCGAUUUACAGCAAAUUUAUCGACACGCGAUUUACUCCCGUGAAUGAAAUCAUGCUGACCGUGCAGUUCAUGUCGACAUUCGUGGCGAGUUGUUCUACCGUUGGCGCUUGCAGUCUGGCCGCGGUCUUUGCAAUGCAUGCGUGUGGUCAGCUGAAUGUGUUGUACGUAUGGCUCGACGAUCUUGCGAAGUAUCAGGAGAAAGGAAGUCGCGAAACUCAACGAAAAUUAGCUGUUGCCGUGGAACAUCAUUUGAGAAUAUUGAGUUUUAUAAAGUGUGUGGAAAGUAUCAUGCAUAAAGCUUCGCUUGCGGAGUUGGCAGGAUGCACAAUAAACAUGUGUUUGCUCGGAUAUUAUUGCAUUAUGGCUUGGCAAGCAUUUAGUGCCGUAAAAAUAAUAUCUUACAUUAUUGUAUACGCAUCAAUGUGUUUUAAUAUUUUCAUAUUUUGCUACAUCGGAGAAGUUAUCAUAGAACAAUGUAAACAUGUUGGGGAAAUGGCAUACAUGACCAAUUGGUACGAAUUACCGCACAAAACUUCUCGUGGUUUUGUUUUAAUCAUUAUAAGAUCGAGUACCGUAAUCAAAAUUACGGCAGGAAAAUUAUUUCAAUUGUCUAUUGCAACUUUCGGCGAUGUAAUUAAAACUUCUUUUGCAUAUUUGAAUCUCUUGCGAUCGAUGACUAUGUAAAUCAUCAGUACGUUACGAGAUAAAUAUAUGAUAAA